Messenger RNA from Branchiostoma belcheri (Belcher's lancelet), 693 nucleotides. RefSeq lists its product as uncharacterized. The transcript is spliced from 4 exons. Bases 116 to 460 code for a protein of 114 amino acids. Lineage: Eukaryota; Metazoa; Chordata; Leptocardii; Amphioxiformes; Branchiostomatidae. The record is from RefSeq and is a predicted model, not a curated record.
UCAGAGGGCAAAGGUUACCACAAGGUGACGCCAAAGAAGGUGGUCUGGUCGAAACUUCCAGAGCUGCUACAAUUUUACGCUAAACGUUCCACAUUUUCGUUAAAAGUUGUCUAAGAUGGCGAGUCUUGGAUCAGCCCUGCGUCUUGUUGCCACCCGCGGUCUCGUGGCAGGCAAAAGUCUUGCGGGCGGACAGGGACGGCUGCUGCACACUGCAAGGAGAAAACUCGCUGCUGACCCGGCUGCUGCAAAGCGCCAGGCCAUGGCGGACCAGGCUCACAUCGGCUCCAUCCGGGACAAAGUGAACGCCACGCUGACGCCCGGCAUGGACUUCUGGCACUACAGCUUCUACAUCGUCUUCAUCGGAGCCGUCGUCACUUUUGUGGGCGCAGCCAGCCAAUUAGAGCCAGCGCCAACUGGUGGACAUGGCCAUGGCCAUGGAGAAGAGGAGGAAGAAGAGUAAAGUCACUCAACAAGGGGGAGGAGAAGAUGGAAAAUGGGAGGAGGAGGAUAAUACAGAAAAUGGGAGCAGAAAUUUUGCACUUACAGAAUUCGGGUGGAGUGAAUUUGGAAGGAAUUUCUUGAGGAUUAGGAUGGCAAAUUUGUGCUAGUAAAGGUUUUCUUGCGAAUGAUGUUGUGGACUAUAUAUUCUGCGUGAUCUUACUCAGCUUAUAAUUAGGACAGCUGAAAAAGAUA